Radiomyces spectabilis is the source of this 2151-nucleotide messenger RNA. Its product is annotated as major facilitator superfamily domain-containing protein. Gene Ontology annotation, biological process: transmembrane transport. Gene Ontology annotation, cellular component: membrane. The record is from RefSeq and is a predicted model, not a curated record. The transcript has a single exon. Gene Ontology annotation, molecular function: transmembrane transporter activity. The coding region runs from base 359 to 1990 and encodes 543 amino acids. NCBI's taxonomy places the organism in Eukaryota, Fungi, Mucoromycota, Mucoromycetes, Mucorales, Radiomycetaceae.
CAGUGGUAAGAAACCGGGCGGUGGCGAAUCGUUGGACAAGUUUGGAUCAACGAGUUAAGCGGCCACGCGUAGAAGAGUCGAACGUUGAUUGGCUUGUGAUAAUAUGGAAACAAUGGAACGGCCCCACUCAGCGAUUCGAAAACCGUUCAUAACCAAUGAAAGAACGCUCACACGACCUCACUUGAGCCAAAGAUUUUUUUAAUUUUUUUUUGGAUCAAAGAGAAGAUCCCCCAUCCCGGUAGAUCACCUAUAAAAGGAACGCAUCAUUUUCCUGAUUCCUUUCUUUUUUUGUUUUCAUUAUAACCUUUAUCUGUCCUCUCUCUUCCUUACCUACUCCCAUUUCUCAUUGUCCUUGAACAUGACAGCUGCCUUGUCCAUUCAGGAGCAACAACAAUUCGCGACAGCCGAAGAAAAGUUGAAGAGUCUCGAGAGACUCGACGAUGGCGCUGGCAAACAAUGGAAUUGGUUUACUAUCCGUACGAUUUUGACUUCCGGAGCCGGUUUUUUCACGGAUUCCUAUGAUGUGUUCAUCAUUAACUUGGUGACGCCUAUGCUUGGUUUCGUGUAUUAUGCUCACAAUGGCAACAAGAUCCCUUCGGAUAUUGAAGGUAUCCUCAAGGGCAUGGCAUCCGUCGGUACCUUGAUCGGUCAACUUGUCUUUGGUUUCAUGGGUGAUAUCUUUGGUCGCAAAAUCUACGGUCUCGAAUUGAUGAUCAUUAUUCUCGGUACCAUCAACUGUGCUACUUCUGCUUCCGCCAUCCGUGGUGUCUCGGCCAUUGGUUUCCUUGGUCUCUGGCGUUUUAUUCUCGGUAUCGGUGUGGGUGGUGAUUACCCCAUGUCAGCUACCAUUACCUCGGAAUGGUCCUCGGCCGGUCGUCGUGGUAUGAUGAUGGCGCUCAUUUUCUCCAUGCAAGGUAUCGGUAACUUGGCUGCUGCCAUUGUCACCUUGAUUCUUUUGGCCAUUUUCAAGAACGCCAUUAUUGCCGAUGUCAUGAAUUUGGACUAUGUGUGGCGUCUCUGUAUCGGUCUUGGUGCCGUGCCUGCCGUCGCUACCAUCUACCUUCGUUUCACCAUGCCUGAAUCGCCCCGUUACGCUCUCAAUGUGCAGCACGAUGUCGAAGCCGCCGCGGCCGCCAAAGGUCAACAAGCCUCGGAUGAACUGGUCAAGCAAUACACCAAGGUCGAAGAGAAGCGUGAUCACUGGGCCGAAUUCCGCGCUUACUUUAGCCAGUGGAAGCAUUUCAAGGUUCUUCUUGGUACCUCGUUGUCUUGGUUCCUUUUGGAUGUCGCUUUUUACGGUAUUGGUCUGAACAACACGUAUGUGCUUUCGGCCAUUGGUUACUCCAACAAGGACACUCCCUUUGAGACCUUGUGGGCCAACACCGUGGGUCAAAUCAUUAUUACUUGUCUUGGUUCCGUUCCUGGUUACUACUUGACCGUCUUCCUCAUUGAACGUUGGGGUCGUCGUCCCAUUCAGAUCAUGGGUUUCGCUGUGUGCACGGUUCUCUUUGCCAUUCUUGCCGGUGCUUACUACAAGUUGCGCGAUGAAGCUUUGCCUGCUUUCAUUUUCAUUUUCACAUUGUGCCAGUUGUUCAUGAACUUUGGUGCCAACAGCACAACAUUUAUCAUUCCUGGCGAGGUGUUCCCUACCAAGGUGCGUGCUUCCGCUCACGGUAUUUCCGCUGCUUCUGGUAAAGCCGGCGCUAUCCUGGCCGCUUUUGCUUUCAACGUGUUGGUCGAUAUUGGUUCCACCAAGAAGGGUGAGCACGCUUUCUUGCCUCAAACAUUGGGUAUCUUUGCCGCUGUCAUGUUCCUCGGUCUGGUCGUCACGCUGCUUUGGAUCCCCGAGUCCAAGGGCAAGGAUCUCGAAGAAUUCGAAGAAGGCUACAUUGCUCCCGUCGCCAUGGCCUCGGGCUCUUCUGGCAAUUCCAGCGUCCAAGAUGAAGCCAUCCUUCACGAUGCAAACUCUGGCGCCGCACAGAAAGUCUAGAUAGACCAACCUUUUUUUUAUCUCCUCCAUUCUCUUUUUAUCUCGCAUGUAGUUUUAUUGUAUCAUCUUAAUCCCAUCUAUUUAUACGCUCUUCUUUUGUAAAUAUACCAUUGAUCUCUUUUUCAAAAAUCAUUAUUAAACAACUCGCUGAUUCAAAUUGA